Oreochromis aureus is the source of this 1906-nucleotide messenger RNA. RefSeq names its product solute carrier family 2 member 9, like 2 (gene slc2a9l2). Gene Ontology annotation, biological process: monosaccharide transmembrane transport. Gene Ontology annotation, cellular component: membrane. The transcript has 13 exons. NCBI's taxonomy places the organism in Eukaryota, Metazoa, Chordata, Actinopteri, Cichliformes, Cichlidae. The coding region runs from base 156 to 1733 and encodes 525 amino acids. The record is from RefSeq and is a predicted model, not a curated record. Gene Ontology annotation, molecular function: hexose transmembrane transporter activity.
UGUGGCUGAUCUCAGAUAUGGAGAGGGAGGGAAGAACUCAAGGUUAAUCAUUUCUCAGUGCUGUUAUCACAGUUAUGUCUGGGAAAUGUUUGGGGAGUAUUCUCUUUGUAUGCGCUGGAUACGUUGCCUGAAUGCUGGGUUGCUGACACGUGAACAUGGACGAACAAAAGGAUGAUCAGACUGACCAAGAUGACAGCACUAACAACUCUGAAAAGAAGCAGUCACUCACGGCCUGCCUGUUGUGUGCUGCCUUCUUUGGCUCCCUGGGCUCAUCUUUCCUUUAUGGCUACAACCUCUCUGUGGUCAACGCUCCUGCUCUGUACAUUAAAGCUUUCUACAAUAAGACAUGGAUUGAGAGAUAUGGGGAGCCUAUUUCAGCGGAGACGGUGACCCUCCUCUGGUCCAUCACAGUGUCCAUAUUUUCUAUUGGAGGCCUUUUUGGAGCCCUGUCUGCCACGUUAAUCAUCAAAGUCCUGGGCAGAAAGGGGACCUUGCUGCUGAAUAACAGCUUUGCUGUAAUAGCUGCUGUGCUUCUGUCUCUGGGUGAAAUGUCAAGAUCUUUUGAGAUGCUCAUCAUUGGACGACUCAUUAUGGGGGUAGACUCUGGUAUUGCUCUCAGUGCUCUCCCCAUGUACCUGGGAGAAAUUUCCCCAAAACACUUCAGAGGUAUGAUUGGCCAGUUCAACUCCAUUCUAAUCUGCUUAGGAGUGUUCACUGGGCAAGUACUGGGGCUGCCUGAGCUGCUGGGUCAGGAGUCCACCUGGAUUUACCUGUUUUCCUUCCUUGCGUUGCCCGCAAUGCUGCAGCUGUGUGUGCUGCCCUUCCUCCCUGAGAGUCCUCGCUACCUGCUGAUGGAGAGGAGGGAUGAGGCUGGAGCGGAAAAAGCCUUUCAGAGGUUUUUGGGAAAGAAGGAUGUGUCCCAGGAGCUGGAAGAGGUCCACAUGGAGUCUCGAGCUCAGGACAAACUACACACCGUCUCUGUCUUACAGCUGCUGAAGAGCCCAGCUGUUCGCUGGCAGCUCAUAACUGUCAUCAUCACCAUGGCCUGCUAUCAGCUCUGUGGCCUCAAUGCAAUCUGGUAUUAUACCAAUGGGAUUCUUCGUGAAGCAGGCUUUACUGAGAGCAUACUUCCCUACAUCACACUGAGCACAGGUGCCAUAGAGACUCUGGCUGCCAUCAUCUCAGGCUUGGUGAUAGAACGAAUUGGCAGGAAGCCCCUUCUCAUAUUUGGUUUCUUUUCCAUGGCCGUGUUCUUCAGCCUACUCACAGUUUUUCUUAAUUUCCAGGAUAGAGUGUCAUGGAUGCCCUACCUCAGUUACGUCUGCAUACUCGCUGUGAUUGCCUCCUUUUGCUCUGGACCAGGUGGCAUCCCCUUUAUCCUGACCGGGGAACUGUUUGAACAGUCUUAUCGACCUGCUGCCUUCAUGAUCGCUGGCACAGUAAACUGGCUAUCUAACUUUACUGUGGGCCUCCUUUUUCCAUUUAUUCAAGAGACGCUGCAGUCCUUUUCCUUUCUUGUGUUUGUGGCAGUCUGCAUUCUGGGAUCCAUAUACCUCUAUGUUGUCCUCCCGGAAACCAAAAAUAAAACCUUUAUGGACAUCAGCCAGAGCUUUGCCAAGAUUAAUAAAAUGCCCAUUCCCUCGCCUGGUCAGGAAAUGGAGCUGGUUCUGUCCAUUAACUCUGACACGAAUGGAAAAGCCCAAGAUGCCACUAAGAUGCAAACUUCCUUGUAAAUGAAGGAAUGAAGCACAGUCAUAAUCGAGAAGCAGGGUCAAAUGUGUGAAAAUAUUUCUUGUUUUUACAUAUUUACUGAGCAUCAACAAUUAAGUAAAGUCAAUGCUUUUUUUCAAUGUCUUUUUAUAUGACUGCAAUUUUUUUUAGAUAUAUUAAAGCAAUGAAGCAAGUA